Molecule: messenger RNA, 2834 nt
Organism: Brassica napus (rape)
Lineage: Eukaryota; Viridiplantae; Streptophyta; Magnoliopsida; Brassicales; Brassicaceae
Product: RING-H2 finger protein ATL39-like
Exons: 1
Coding region: 43-459 (138 amino acids)
Molecular function (GO): zinc ion binding
Source: RefSeq, a predicted model, not a curated record
CCAUUUAAAAAUCGAGAAGAUGUUAAAAAUACAGUUAGCAUCAUGUCCUACUUCAGAAAAAACGAAGGAACCAUUGUGUUUACGUUGGCCAGUUUAGCGUUCAUAGCGUUUUACUGCAUCAAUUAUUGUUUCCGGCGAUGCAGAAAUCGAGACGUUGCUUUGGCGGCAGGGGACACCGAGGAGGCUGUAUUGAGUCCAAUUCGGCCACCGCGAGGGCUUGACGCAAAGGGCGUCCAGUCAAUUCCCUCGUUCAUUUACACAGAAGCUAAUGGGAUUGGGCCAGGACAUGGCGAGCUAGUAUGUGCGGUUUGUCUGAACGAAUACAAAGAGGACGAGAUGCUGCGUCUAAUACUACCUUGCGGACAUGUUUUUCAUGUUGACUGUGUGGACAUAUGGCUCUCUUAUCGCUCCACGUGUCCUAUUUGUCGUGCUGAUGUAAUUGUUGAUCCAGUCUAUUAGCCUUUGACUUUGUAUUUUUUUCCACUCUUGGCUUUGUGAAUAAAAUUUUAUUUAUUGUAGUGCGGGAUUUUGCGCAUGAUGAGAUUGACAUAAAAAAUAGAUAUACAUUAUUGUAUUAUUGUAUUAUGAACUAGGGCCGGCCCGCCCUACGGGCGGAAUAUAUUUUACGUAUGAUAUAUAUAAGUAUAUUAUUAUAUAUUUUUAUUGCAUGUGUUUUAUGUUAGUAUUUGUAAGAAAAGUGUCUAAAACAUGUAUGGUUUGUAAGAAUGUUUGAGCGUUGAGGGAUUAUGUAUGUUAAGAUUUAUUAUGUUUGAUUUUAGUGGUUAUGUCGAUGUUAAAAGGUUGUGGCGUAUAACAUAUUAUAUAUGUUGGAUGAGGUUUACAUGAUUUUUUGGUUGUAUGUUUUUAUAAUUCUAAAUCUAUGAUUGGCAUUUGUUCAUGUUUCUCCAUUUAACUUUUUUGAUUUGUAAUUGUAAUUAAAUAUAUUUUAAGAUAUUGUACCAUUUAACUUUUUCUAUUGUGGUUUUUUUUAUAGUAAGAACACAUUUUCAUUUUAUGUGAAUGUAGUUUAUUUCUUCUAACAGAAAACUGAAAUAAAGCAAGGCAAAAAACCAUGAAAAACGAAAAGUGUUUAGACUACUAUGGUCUGUGUGUUGGUGGUGAUUUUAUUUGCUUAAAUGAUGUGCAUGAAUGUCUCCAACUUCCUUACAUAUUUCAAUUUUUGCUCCACUAUAGAUUAUGUAUAAUUAUUUAUAAUUUACUUGGGAAAUUUCAAAAGGAUACAUUUCCUUACUAAACAUUUUUAAUGUUUUUAUAACUUUAUUUAGCAUUAUAUAUUUAUUUAAUACUUCGUACCAUUUAGAUGUAAUUUUAGAUCAUCUUAAGCUAUUUUAAAAGAAAAUUGAGAAAGUGUUUUUUUGGGCAAAAAAAUAGAAAGUGUUUUUUAGCUAUGUAAAAGUUGCAUGUAUGAAAUUUAGAUGAUUUUAAUUAUUUUUAUGUUUAAUUUAAACAUGUUCCUCUAUGGUCUCAACCUUUGGUCGGACAAAACUUGAGAUAGUCGUAAACGUAACCGAGGCAACACAUAUUAUAGAUGACAUCUCAGUAGCUACUAUGGUUAACGAUUUUAGUUCGUAAUGUUGACAUGCAAAAAUAAAAUGCAAACAGAAUAGUUCACGGACGUGUGGCCAAAGAUGAUAAUGAAUUCCAAAAUACAAUUGUGUUUAUAGUCCGUUGAAAAUAGUUAGCAGCAGAUGAAGUAAAUAAAAAGCAACAAUUAUGCCUAAGCAUUACCAUAGGAGACGACACCUUGGCUUAAGAAUCUAUCCUCUUCAACCUAUGCAUGGCGUGCCUUCUUUGUUGCUUGUUGAUUAUGAACAUGAUAGGAUCAUUAGUUAAAAAAAAAAACAUGUCGGGAUCAGUAAGUAUAUGCUGAUGCACUUGUCUUAUCUUUUUCACUUGACUCUGUUUCAGAGAAAUCAGAGAAAGAAGAAUAAAAUUAUAUUCAUCAAUCAUUAAUGAAAAUAAAUUAGUUUAUACAAUUUAAUAUGAUUUAUAUUAAAAAAUAUAUGUAUGGUUUUAGAUAAAAUAUAAAAAGACAUGUCGUAGAUAUUAUAUAAAUUGGUUUCUGGUUUCAAAUAUAUCCGGUCUGAAUAUAUUGUAGUCACUUUGGUUUAGCUUUUUUUUUCUUUGUUUAUUUGUUUUCUUGCAUUUUUUACAUAUCUCCAUUCGUUAAACCAAAACAUCAAAAAUAUCUAAUACUGUAUGAAUUUUCUUUUUAAAAAAUUAGCUUAGGGCAUCCUAAUAUAGUAGACCGGCAUUGUUUGUCAUAACUGAAAUUUCUUAUAUGUCAGUUUUUUUCUAGUAAAUUAUAAUUUGUUAAAAAUUUACAUAAGAUUAAGAAAAGUGUAUAAAUUUGUGAUGUUAAAAUGAAAAUAUUGGGUUACUACUUUAGUUAUGAAUUAUGGUAUAUGGUUUAGAUUUUAGAGAUUGUGGUUUAUGAUAAAGAGUAUAUAGGUAAGAAGUUGUUAAAAAUAUAAAAAAAUUGGUUAGUAAUUAUAAUUGGUUAGAAAUACUAUUAAAAAUGUAUAAAUUUGGUUAUUGUAAAAUCUUUUUUUUUCAUUAAUUAUUUUGACUCCAUUCAUUCUCUCAUAAGUAUUUUUGGCUCCACUAAUUGCCUUCAUUUUCUCAUUUCCCUCCUAAAUAUAAUAUCUAAAACAACUAUUAAAUAAUUGAUUGUUUUUAAUCUAAAGGCUAUAUAGAUCAUUAUUUUGUGAAUCCUCUACCUUCUUUUUCAUUGGUCAAUCUAUCAAAAUUAAGAUUGUUGUUUCUGGCCAUUGAUAUUUUUAAUAUUAUGGCUUAAGUCAAUCUUUCUCAUC